AUGGCGUCUGGAUAUGGAUUGACAGGCGGCCCAUCCCGCUGCUUCCCCUUCUGGCAGGAAGUGCUCGCCUGCUACGUCGUCAAUACCAACUCGGAAGACGAGUCCGGCAAGAAGAAGUGCGCGCCCGUGCUAGAAGACUACUACGAGUGCCUCCACCACAAGAAAGAAGCCGCCAAGGUCCUCGCCCUACAACACGCGUACAGACGGCGGGAAGCAGAGACAUCACGAGACAAUGCGCCAAGCGCGGGACAAAUACGCAGUCUGGGGCUGUUAGAUAAGUCGGCGGAGGAGCUGGCGGUGAACAAAGGAACUGUGCUGCCUACGCUAGAAGACAACAUGGCGCGGCCGAAGGGGCAGAAGCCGAUUGUGCAUUGA
Saxophila tyrrhenica is the source of this 375-nucleotide messenger RNA. RefSeq lists its product as uncharacterized. Gene Ontology annotation, biological process: mitochondrial respiratory chain complex I assembly. NCBI's taxonomy places the organism in Eukaryota, Fungi, Ascomycota, Dothideomycetes, Mycosphaerellales, Extremaceae. Bases 1 to 375 code for a protein of 124 amino acids. The transcript has 4 exons. The record is from RefSeq and is a predicted model, not a curated record.